Messenger RNA from Podarcis muralis (Common wall lizard), 1317 nucleotides. Lineage: Eukaryota; Metazoa; Chordata; Lepidosauria; Squamata; Lacertidae. The record is from RefSeq and is a predicted model, not a curated record.
CUGAGUCAGGCAGAGGAGAGAAAGCAGGCAGAGCAGCAGAGACAGGAUCUGAUUGCAGAAAUGGGCCCAGAUUCCUCUGAGACCAAAAGGACUCUGUUGGACACCAGAGAGAGGCUGCUGGGUGACCAGAUGAUGCCAGCAAGACCUCCUCUUCCAUCUAUUCCUGGUGGGGAAGGAGAAGCAACGGCUGUGGAAGCAGCUCAGGGUCCAGUGUGCUUUGAAGAUGUUGCUAUUCAUUUCACAGAUGAGGAGUGGGCGUUGCUGGAUCCUGACCAGAGAGCUCUGCAUAAGGAAGUCAUGGAGGAGAAUCGCAGGAUCGUGGCCUCUCUCAGUGGUGAUAAAUUGGGAAGUAAGAACAAAGGAGACCAGGACAAAAUCCACACAGUGGAGAAGCCAUAUAAAUAUUUGGAGUGUGGAGAGCGUUUCAGACAGAGAUUGCAUUCCACUUUCCAUCAAAUAAAUCCCAUUAGGAAGAAACCAUAUCAAUGUUCAGAAUGUGGAAAGAACUUCAAGUGGAAAGAUAGUCUCAUUUCCCAUCAAAGAAUUCACAGUGGGGAGAAACUAUAUCAGUGCUUGGAAUGUGGAAAGAACUUCAUUCGCAUCUCCCAUCUCAUUGCCCAUCAAAGAACUCACAGUGGGGAGAAACCCUACCAGUGCUUGCAAUGUGGAAAGAGUUUCAGCCAAAGGGCCAAUCUAACUUGCCAUGAGAGAAUUCAUACAGGGGAGAAACCCUACCAGUGCUUGGAAUGUGGAAGGAGCUUCAAUCAGAGAGCCAAUCUCACUUCCCAUCAAAGAAUGCAUGAGAAGAAAAUAUAUCAGUGCUUGAAAUGUGGAAAGAGCUUUAACAGAAGCCAAGCCUUCCAUCAACACCAGAGAAUUCACCAUGGAGAGGAACACCAUCAAUGCCAAGAGUGUGGAAAGAGCUUCAGUCGGAAGGAAAGCUUCAUGGCUCAUAAAAGAAUUCAUUCAGUGGAGAAGCCAUAUCAGUGCUUGGAAUGUAGAAAGCGAUUCAGUGAGAAUGUCCAUCUUACAGAUCAUCAGAUGAUUCAUAAAGGGGAGAAACCAUAUCAGUGCUCAGAAUGUACACGGAGCUUCAGAAAGAGCUCUAAUCUCAAGGCCCACCAAAGAAUUCACAGUGAGAAACCAUACCAGUGCUUGGAAUGUGGAAAGGGGUACAGUAAGAGGGCAAGUCUCACUUCCCAUCAAAGAAUCCAUACUGGGGAGAAACCACACGGGUCCUUGGAAUGUGGAAAGAGCUUCAGUCACAACGCCCAUCUCAUGGGCCAUCAAACAACUCACAGCAGGGGGGAACCAUAG